AUGAGUGAACAAAGCAUACAACUCGAGCGAUAUGAGGACAGGGAAACUUUAGCCGGAAUCCCAACUCGCAAUGAUAUUAUUUCAGAAUGUGAUAAUGGGUUAACUGCUAUACUCCAACAAAAUUUAUCUGAUAAAAAACCUAUACACUUCAUGUUCAAUGAU
Ambispora gerdemannii is the source of this 162-nucleotide messenger RNA. Lineage: Eukaryota; Fungi; Glomeromycota; Glomeromycetes; Archaeosporales; Ambisporaceae. The record is from the annotation of a GenBank genome assembly.